Messenger RNA from Oldenlandia corymbosa var. corymbosa, 3814 nucleotides. Lineage: Eukaryota; Viridiplantae; Streptophyta; Magnoliopsida; Gentianales; Rubiaceae. The record is from the annotation of a GenBank genome assembly.
AGACUUUUGAGUUUUGACUCCAGCUAUUCCAAAAGUCUCCACCAACUGAACUGCGUCCAGUAGCAUAUAGUAUGAUAUAGUAACAUAAUUUCCUUCCCGUCAAACCAUCAAAGAGGGUUUACAGUCGCCAAUUUCUUGUUUUCUUGAUCAAGUAAAGUUUUACGAAAAUGCCUUUGAUUUGAGUUUUCUUGAACUGAUUCCAUAUUCAUGCAACUGAAUGAAAACAGGGUAGUAUCUGCAAAUCAAAAUUCCCCCUCGCCCCCUGAAUUUCUUCAUUGAUUCGCGUAGUUUGAAUUUCCUGGAACAAAUUUUUCUCCCAUUUGUUUGAUUUGGUUCUCAAUUUUCGCUCCGGAAGGGUUCAAUUUCAGAGCGGGAGUCUUCGAUUUGAAGUUGUGUUCCUCUGCCUGAUUUCCACGUACGCAUACGAUCAUUCAUGGCCACUCCACCGUGCCGGCGGAGUUCUAAGGUCGAAUUGAAAUUUCCAAAGCCGAAAGGGCCGAAACACAUAUCUCUUAUGGAGGCAAUCGACGGGGAUGAAGAGCAAUCGGCCCUGAUGAAGUCAAUUAUGAAGUCGGUCCCGGACUUGAAGAUGGAACAUGGGGUUCGGAUUCCGGAUUCCACUGUUUGCUGGGCAACCUAUCUUACUCAUCGCCACUUUUCCGAAACCCUUUCAGGGCGUGAGCUUGAAGAGAUGGCUGUAGAUAUACUGACUAGUGGUUGCUUGUUGGUGAAAUCUGAAAUCAAUAACCAUGCUGAUGAGAAAUGGAUGGAUGAACUGGAGUAUGUUUUCUGCCGUUAUAUUGUUGAAUCGAAUGAACUACUCAGGGAAAACCCUGAACCUGAGCAGUGGCUGAUUCGAGUUGCCAAGGAAUUCGAUGAAGCAAGAACUGUCUUGUCUAAGUUGGUCUCAGAACAGAAGCCCGUUCUCCUGCAAUCUCUUGAAGGGGAAGAAGCUUGUUACCGUCACACUCAAGAAUCCCUCCAUAAGCGUCUUGCUUUAACCCCUGGCGACAUUUCUUCUGCUUGCUGGACUGGGGACUACUUGAAAUGCUACCAUAAGUUGAGGAAACUAGAUGCGCUGGCUGCUGAGAUUGAGAAUAUUCAAAUGCAACCUGAUGAUGAUGUUAUGACGCUUGAUCGAAGGCACAUUGGACAGGUGGUGAGCAGGUUGAUUGGCAUUCCUCUUCCCUUGCUGCCUACUUAUGGUUCAACAGAAUUGUCAUGUUUGUCCAGCCACAUUUCUGAGAGGGUUGUUUGCCAGGAUGAUGCAAUCAGGCACAUCCAAGAGUCAAUAUUUACAAAUGCGUUGCUCCAUCCUGACAGAGUAAAGCGCCCUAGAGCCUCAUUGCUCUUUUUGGGACCCUCUGCAGUAGGCAAAACUGAAGUUGCCAAAUGCAUAACUGAGGUUUUCUUUAGUUCACUGGAUAAUUUGAUACACAUAGACAUGUCGAAAUAUGGAGAGUUGAAGCAAGAGUAUUCUGGCCUUCAGUGGCUUGCUGAGACUAUCAGUAAAAAUCCAUACAGUCUUAUCCUGUUCAAGAAAAUUGACAAGUCUCAUCUUGAUACAAUGAGGACUCUCCUUUUGGAUUUAGUUUGUGGCAACCUCAGUGAUAAUGGCCAGCAUGUCAACCUUUCUAAUGUGAUUGUUAUCCUGACCUCCAAUGUCGGAGCUGAAAAACUCACAUCACCAAGUUCUAUUGAUCAAAAUCCCAAGUGUCCUGAAAAAACGGUUCAUGAUCAUGUUCUUGAAGAGGCAACAACAAUUUUUGGUGCCGACUUGCUAAAUGCUCUGGAUGGCACUGUUGUCUUCGAUUCAUUGGCUCGUGGAGUUGAGAAUGCUACUAGGCACAUUCUGAGGAAAAGGGUUCAAGAAAUCUCUUUAAACAAACUCAUUGCAUCACCUUCAAAACAUGUUUUGGAUCUUGUAUCCAGUAAUUACUUCAGGCAGCCUGACAAAGGUGCUAACGCAAUCGAGCCCUGGCUGGAAGAAACUGUGAUCCCGCAUCUAUGGAGUAUUGUUGAAAAUAUGGCUAGCAAACAUCACAUACCGCCAUAUACAGUUUACAUUGACACCCUGGUCGGGACAGAAGAACUGUCAUUCAGAUUGGAUGAGACUGAUUUAGCUGAAAAAUGGAUGUACCAGCAUUUCAAUCAGUCAUUCAGAAAAUCUAGAAGUCUUUAUCAAAAGAGGAAUGAGAUUUUUGAGUUAAGAAACUGUCUCUCUUCACUUCCAGUUCCGGAUCCAGGCGACGAAUCCAAUCCCGAAACAGUGAUUUUUCUGCAGAAAGCUAUGCAUGCCAGUGAAAUUUGCAACAAAAUAAUCCAGCCGGAUGAGGAUUUGAACAAGGAGAUUUGGCACUUGGAGCCAAAAAACACAAUUUGUGUCCAUGCUAGCCAGUGUGUCCUUUGCGAAAACCUCAAACCAAGAUUACUACAACUGAAGAAGAGUAAUCAAAAUCAAGCUGUCAAUGUGUUUAUUGAUGCCGUGCUGGAAUCAAUUGACGAACCUCUUGGUCUUGACAAGAAAAGCCCUACAUCUUUUCUACUGAUGGGGCUCACUAGUUCUACUAGAUCAGAAUUUGUGAAUGAUCUCACCAAUCACUUUAAGAUGACUGAACCAGGUAGUAGUUUGCUUGUCCGGGUUGAUAUGUCAAACGAGGACUCUCAAUCACACCUAUUUUGCAACUCUGGAAGCCAUGAAAGUUAUGCAUUGUCAAUGAUGGAGGCUGUGAGGAUUUGUCCUCAUAGUAUUCUUCUGUUUGACCUCAUAGAGAAAGCUAAUGAUUCAGUACUUGGAACUCUGCUGAAUAUCCUCGACACUGGCAUGUUAAAUGAUGGUCCAAGUUCAAUGGUUGAUUUAAGGAAGACAACAAUUAUUGUGACAACAGAUCUGGGAAACAAAGAUAUGAUCAGCAAGUUCUUUGGUUGUUCUAAUCCUUCUACAUCUAAGAAUACUGAUGCGAAAGAGGUGCAGCAACGUUUCAGGUCUGAGAUGGUUUACCGGAUGAAUGAAAUUGUGCUUUUUGAUCCCCUUGCACAAGAGAAAAUGAAUAUUGUUAGGCUUCCUUUGAAAAGAGAAGGUGCUCUUCUCCAAUUGGAUCUGAGAAAGUCCCGCAAGCUAAUCCAUAGCCUCUUUGGGAACAAUGCAGCUCUGCUUGAAGAUUCAGAUUUACAAAUGAUUGAAGAGUCUAUGGAUAGUGAUUGGGUAUACACCAUCGACCAUGAUGAGGAUGAAUCGAGGAAAAAGGGCAGAGGGUUGAUCAACAGUUUGUUCUCCAAACAUUUCUAGAAUCUUUCUUACCAUCAUCUCCAUCGACAACAUUCAAUGGUAUCUUCAUGUCUGGAUCCUGUGAAAUUAGACAUUAACUGACAUCAGCUGCAGUAUAGCCAUUCAAUCUGUUGAUGUUCCCUUCUUUAGGAUAUACGGAGUUUGCACAGUCGUAUUCUUUGUUUGUAGGAUAUAGAUUGUUUCCCUUGUCAUAAACAUAGUGUGAUUUUGUACAGCUAUUACUGCGACAAAAAUUUGUAAUAACACUACUCCCUCCGCCCAAAAUGAUUAUUCCGUUAAUUGUACUAAAUAAUCAUUUUGUGACGGAGGGUAGUAUGCGAAGAGGGUUAAUGAAGGAAGUUUCAAUUUUAAUUGACUGCUUGGAAAGAAGAUUACAAGAAGGUUUUCAGGUUUAUAUCAGGACAGCGAAGAUUGUACCUGAUGUUCAAAUUUUCGAUUGCUAGAACUACUUUUUGAGUUUCUUUUUCUAGAUUUUUUUUGUUUCGGUUGAUUUUUACGUGUCUUUCUUUACAAAGCAAUUGGCAC